Messenger RNA from Rhododendron vialii, 2300 nucleotides. RefSeq names its product 4-coumarate--CoA ligase 2. The record is from RefSeq and is a predicted model, not a curated record. Gene Ontology annotation, molecular function: 4-coumarate-CoA ligase activity. The coding region runs from base 266 to 2014 and encodes 582 amino acids. The transcript is spliced from 6 exons. NCBI's taxonomy places the organism in Eukaryota, Viridiplantae, Streptophyta, Magnoliopsida, Ericales, Ericaceae.
UACUACUUACUAACUAAAAUAGAAGGCCAAGCUACCCCUCCUUUCUUUCUCACCUUCCACACAUAUCCCCUCCCUACUCUACCUACCCGCCAUCUUCCCCCCAACACAACCCUUCUAACUAUUUAUUUAACUUUUCCUUGAUUACCCCAUUACUCUCUCUCUCUCUCUCUAUCUCUCUCUUGCUCUUCUUCAUUGGUACUCCAUAAUACUAUCAUCAGUUAGAGCUUGAAACACAGGUGGUGAGAUACACAAAAUCACGGCAACAAUGUUACAAGUCGCCUCUGUUGAAACCCAAAAACCAGAGCUCUCCCCGGCUAAUUUAGAAAUCACUAAUUCUCACCAAAACCAAUCCUCAUCAUCAUCUUCUUCUGAAAUCCAUAAUUAUGUUUUCAGAUCAAAGCUUCCCGACAUACCCAUCUCCAAUCACCUCCCUCUGCACACUUACUGUUUCGAGAAUAUCUCCCAAUUCUCGGACAGGGCCUGCCUCAUACUAGGCUCCACUAAUAAGACCUACUCCUUCGCCGAAACCCAUCUCAUUUCCCAAAAAGUCGCUGCCGGAUUAUCCAACCUCGGCCUUCAAAAAGGCGACGUAAUUAUGCUCCUUCUCCAAAACUGCGCCGAAUUCGUCUUCUCCUUCAUGGGCGCUUCAAUGAUUGGAGCAGUUACCACCACCGCCAACCCUUUUUACACCCCAGCUGAGGUUUUCAAGCAAUUCUACGCAUCCAAGGCCAAACUCAUCAUUACCCACUCCCAAUAUGUCGAUAAGCUCCGGGACGCAGGUGAUAAUUUCCCAAAACUCGGCGAGGAAUUCACUGUGAUCACGAUCGAUGACCCCCCGGAGAACUGCCUCCACUUCUCUGUUCUAUCCGAGGCAAACGAAACCGAAAUCCCAACGGUUUCCAUAGAUUCAAACGACGCCGUGGCUCUUCCUUUUUCAUCGGGGACCACGGGGUUACCAAAGGGCGUGGUCUUGACUCACAAGAGUUUGAUUACGAGCGUGGCUCAACAAGUAGACGGAGAGAACCCCAAUUUGUUUUUGAAAACAGAGGAUGUGGUGUUGUGCGUGCUUCCCCUGUUUCACAUAUUCUCGUUGAAUUCGGUGCUGUUGUGUUCGCUGAGAACAGGGUCCGGAGUGCUUUUGAUGCAGAAGUUUGAGAUAGGGGCACUGCUGGAGCUGAUACAGAGGUACCGGGUGUCGGUAGCCGCGGUGGUGCCGCCGCUAGUUCUGGCGUUGGCGAAGAAUCCAAUGGUGGAGGGCUUCGAUUUGAGCUCCAUCAGGACGGUGUUGUCGGGAGCGGCACCGCUAGGUAAGGAGCUGGAACAGGCUCUCCGGAGCAGAGUGCCCCAAGCCGUUUUUGGUCAGGGUUAUGGAAUGACAGAGGCAGGACCAGUAUUAUCAAUGAGCCUAGCAUUUGCGAAGCAACCUUUCCAAACAAAAUCUGGGUCUUGCGGGACUGUAGUAAGGAACGCCGAGCUCAAAGUCAUUGACCCGGAAACUGGUUCCUCCCUUCCCCACAACCAACCAGGAGAGAUUUGCAUACGUGGUCUCCAAAUUAUGAAAGGAUACUUAAAUGAUGAUGAUGCCACGGCUACCACCAUUGAUGCGGAUGGUUGGCUCCACACCGGGGAUAUAGGCUACGUCGACGACGAUGAUGAAGUUUUUAUUGUUGAUAGAGUUAAGGAGCUCAUCAAAUUCAAAGGCUUCCAGGUGCCGCCAGCCGAGCUCGAGGCCCUUCUUGUUAGCCACCCAUCUAUUGCAGAUGCCGCUGUUGUCUCGCAAAAAGAUGAGGUUGCUGGUGAACUUCCUGUUGCAUUUGUGGUUCGGUCGCGUGGGUUUGAGCUUACAGAAGAGGCUGUUAAAGAAUUCAUAGCCAAACAAGUGGUGUUUUACAAGAGACUGCACAGGGUCUACUUCGUCCACGCUAUUCCAAAGUCUCCUUCUGGAAAGAUUUUGAGAAAAGAUCUCAGAGCUAAACUUGCCACAGCUGCUGGUUCCCACGACAUUCCCUCCUAGAAAUUACUGUAGUACUUCAUUGUUCGAUUUUUACUGUUGGGCAAGCACAAGCCCUCCAGUCUUAGUUGACUUGGCUUCAAAUGGAUGGAUACUCAAGGGGUAAUUAAACACAUUCAUUGCCAACCAUUAUUUGUAACGUUGUGUCAAUUCGUGUUGAUGAUCUUCUUCUCUGUGUUUCACCAUUAAUUUGUUUGAAUCAUCAAGUUUUGAUGUAUAUCAUCAUCAUGCCAUUUUAUAUUUUGGAAUAGUGGAAGCUCGCGAAAUGUCAUAUACCAAAAUUACUUGA